Molecule: messenger RNA, 1113 nt
Organism: Necator americanus (New World hookworm)
Lineage: Eukaryota; Metazoa; Nematoda; Chromadorea; Rhabditida; Ancylostomatidae
Exons: 10
Coding region: 1-1113 (370 amino acids)
Biological process (GO): regulation of cell population proliferation; regulation of transcription by RNA polymerase II; anatomical structure development
Cellular component (GO): nucleus
Molecular function (GO): DNA-binding transcription factor activity, RNA polymerase II-specific; RNA polymerase II transcription regulatory region sequence-specific DNA binding
Source: RefSeq, a predicted model, not a curated record
AUGUACACGCGGAAGCGGCAUUCGACAGCUCAGGAGCAGUACGCGAAAACAAAAAUGGAGGCCACCGAUGAAGAAGAUUUAGAGGGCGAGGACGAAGCCGAAGGGAGUCAGUGUGACUUUCGGCAACCUUCAGGUUUUCCUUGCGAACACACUAGAAAUGACUACCGUUCAUUUCCGCCACAGUACUUCAACAUUGCGUACCCUCAUAAUGACUUCGCACCCGUCUACCACCAGAAUGUAAUACAGCAUCACAUACCAUGUGGAGUUGGAGCUGUCUCUUGCACAAGAGGAGAAAUGUCACAGCCUUCAUUCUUUCAACACCACCUACUCUCUGGAGGGAAUGAGGAGGCCGAAGUGAGCGAACCGGCUUCAGUCUCUCGGAAGGCAGAAAUCCCUUUGAUUUUCUUUGGUGACACACCCUCAGGAGCAAGCGGUGCUGAUCCCUGCGAAGUGUACUGUACGGUCCCAGGAAGGACCAGCCUGUUGAGCAGUACUACCAAAUACCGUGUCACUGUGGGUGAAAUUCAACGAAGGAUUAGUCCUCCGGAAUGUCUGAAUGCAUCACUUCUUGGUGGAAUUUUACGGAGAGCAAAAUCCAAAGAUGGAGGAAAAACGUUACGCGAUUCUCUGAAGAAAAUUGGAUUGACCUUGCCGGCUGGGCGCCGCAAGCAAGCAAACGUCACUGCAUGGACUGCUCUCGUUGAAGAAGAAGCAGUACAUAUGGCAAAAGAUUUUGCGCUGGUUUGUGAGAAAGAGUUCCACGCUCGUGAGAUCGGUAUCUACCUCACAAAAGCAAGCUUAUCAAUUGAUCAAGACCUAAUUAAAAGGAGGACAAUGUUGGAAAAUAGCAAGAAAAUCGUCUCCGAACUCUGCGAUCUACUGUCAGCUGACCGCACACCACUGACGCCUUUUAUUGCUUUUACAAGGCCGACGAUCACUCUUGAUCCAAACGUCCAACAGCAUCUUAGUCAUUACACUUUGAUGACUCAUGGCUUUGGAGGAGUAGCAAUGGUUGCUGUAUUGGAAUCUGUGAAAGGUGUGAUAGAAGAGUCCAUAAAGUAUUUAGAUAGAACUUGUUCACAAACAAUGUACAUUCCUUAUAAUACUCGUUAA